Molecule: messenger RNA, 3444 nt
Organism: Arvicanthis niloticus (Nile rat)
Lineage: Eukaryota; Metazoa; Chordata; Mammalia; Rodentia; Muridae
Gene: Fkbp5
Product: FKBP prolyl isomerase 5
Molecular function (GO): protein binding; peptidyl-prolyl cis-trans isomerase activity
Source: RefSeq, a predicted model, not a curated record
GAGGGACGCAGCGGCGGCGGAGGCGGCGGCGACAGGUCUUCUACUUACAGAGGACAAUGACUACUGAUGAGGGCACGAGUAACAAUGAAGAAAACCCAGCAGCCGCUGUGGCUGAGCAGGGAGAAGAUAUCACUACGAAGAAAGAUCGAGGAGUAUUAAAGAUUGUCAAAAGAGUGGGGACUAGUGAAGAGACCCCAAUGAUUGGUGACAAAGUUUAUGUCCACUACAAAGGAAAGCUAUCAAAUGGAAAGAAGUUUGAUUCCAGUCAUGACAGAAAUGAGCCAUUUGUCUUUAGCCUUGGCAAAGGCCAGGUUAUCAAAGCCUGGGACAUUGGGGUGUCUACCAUGAAGAAAGGCGAGAUCUGCCAUUUAUUAUGUAAACCAGAGUACGCCUAUGGCUCUGCUGGCAGCCUUCCGAAAAUUCCCUCGAACGCAACUCUAUUUUUUGAGAUUGAACUCCUUGAUUUCAAAGGUGAGGAUUUAUUUGAAGAUUCAGGCAUUAUCCGUAGAAUCAAACGGAAAGGCGAGGGAUACUCAAACCCAAACGAAGGGGCAACUGUAGAAGUCCACCUGGAAGGCUGCUGUGGUGGAAGGAUGUUUGAUUGCCGAGAUGUGGUGUUCAUUGUUGGUGAAGGAGAAGACCACGACAUUCCGAUUGGAAUUGACAAAGCCCUGGAGAAGAUGCAGAGAGAAGAACAGUGUAUUUUAUAUCUUGGACCACGAUACGGUUUUGGAGAGGCUGGGAAGCCUAAAUUUGGCAUCGAACCCAAUGCAGAGCUUAUAUAUGAAGUUACACUUAAGAGCUUCGAGAAGGCCAAAGAAUCCUGGGAGAUGGACACCAAAGAAAAACUGGAGCAGGCUGCCAUUGUCAAAGAGAAGGGAACCGUGUACUUCAAGGGAGGCAAGUACAUGCAGGCUGUGAUUCAGUACGGGAAGAUCGUGUCCUGGCUGGAGAUGGAGUACGGCCUGUCAGAGAAGGAGUCAAAAGCUUCCGAGUCGUUCCUGCUCGCAGCCUUCCUGAACCUGGCCAUGUGCUACCUGAAGCUCAGAGAGUACAACAAAGCCGUGGAGUGCUGCGACAAGGCCCUUGGACUGGACAGUGCCAAUGAGAAAGGCUUGUACAGAAGGGGUGAAGCCCAGCUGCUCAUGAACGAGUUUGAGUCCGCCAAAGGUGACUUCGAGAAAGUGCUGGAAGUCAAUCCUCAGAACAAGGCCGCUCGGCUGCAGAUCUCCAUGUGCCAGAAGAAGGCAAAGGAACACAACGAGCGAGACCGCAGGGUGUAUGCCAACAUGUUCAAGAAGUUCGCGGAACAGGACGCCAAGGAAGAAGCCAGCAAAGCCAUGAGCAAGAAGGCUGUAGAAGGAGCUGCUGGUCAGACACCCGAGAGUCAGGCCAAAGGCCAUGUAUGACGCCACGCCAAGGAGGGAAGAGAGUCCUAAUGAACUCGGCCCUCCUCACUGGGCUCGCCCCCAACUCAGGACUGAACAGUGUUUAGUGUAAGGUUUGUUACAGUCUCUGUGAUUCUGGAAGCAAAUGGCAGUACCAAUAGCUUCCCAAAUAACCGCCUGCUGCUGCCGGGGGUGGGGUGGGGUGGGGUAGGGGGACAUGCCAGGGAAACAGCAGAGGAAACCGUUGGUGUGGAGAGACCAAGCCAGCAACUCAGUCCAGCCCAUUUCAGUUUGUCACCUUUCAGUGUCCAGCACAGCAUCCCUUGUGAUCCUAGGGCCCAGCUGCUAUGGGUUCUGCAUCUGCAUUGUGGUCCCACUGCAGAAACCGUGAUAAAACAAACUCAGUGGAGCUCUGCUUUCCUAUUGGUGGGCAUGGCAGGGCCGGUGAUGAACACAAGCCCACAGCAUGGGGCUCCUGGUCCACAGCUGGGUCUCAGGCCACUUGCCUGCCUUCCACGUCCCCCUCUCAGACUCUUGAGUGUGACUUUCUGUCCUAGCCAGCAUGUCCCAUGGACUCUGUUGUUCCUCCAACACCCUUCAUUAGUGACACCAGGUGGGAGUUUCCCAGGUGGCUCUCUCUAUUUUGGGUGAAUUUCCAAGGUGUGGAGAGCGGUCAGAAGUGGGCUUAUCGUCUUCCCCACUGUUCAUCCCUCUCAAGAAUGGUGUUAGCGCUCAACCCUCCAUGCUCGCUGCAGCUGCUCUGCUCAGCCUCUUGGUCCCAUUCUCUGCCUUGCUGUGAAGCACCUAAGGCUUGUUCUUGUCCUAGACCUGGAGUGGACAGACUCCAUAGGACUUCCUCAGCUAGGACUGAGGAGCUGCUCUCUUUUGCAUUAUGGUUGUCUAUCUGUAAGCGUGUAAGCUGCUUUUUGGAGGGAACUUCACACUCCUGUAUUCUGCAAAAGUAUUUUUCAAUUUUUACUUUUUAGCUUGGCUUUUGAAAGGCAAACUAGGAGGUUUAAAACAAGCAGUUACUCUUAAAAGCGAGGUACCUGGAGGUCCAGCAGGUAGAUGCCUCGCCCUGCACUGCAGCUUCUUCGUUCUGGUGGGGCUGUAAGGGUUGCCAGCUUCCGGUAUCCGUAUGUCAAGCCAAAGUCUCCAAUACUUGGGCAUUGAAUUUGGGCAAGUCUUAAAUAGUUUUGGAGUUGGAUUUCAGUCCUACAGGUGAUGUAUGGGAUUGAGCAUGGCUGGCUUCUCCACAGCCUAAGGAACCCCCAUGGGGACACAGCCACCAGCCCAGUGAUCCAUGCACGUCUGCCUGGACAGCUCACUUCCAGCCUAAGGACCACCACACUCAAGACGUGUGGCUUUAGUGACAGUCUCCUGGUCAGUCAUCAGGACCUUCCACCUGCAGGUCAGCUACUCCUCAGUUCCAGCCCUGCUCAGCGUGCAGCAGUGUGAAGGUCUCGGGGUGUGACUGGGGCCCUCCAAGCUCACACAUUGCUUCUGCUGCCUCUUUCCAUCCAUGUUUUUGAGCCCUGGUCUCGCCCGGGAAAUACGGAGCAGGAGCCAACUUUCCCGUGAUGUACUAGCGUUUGUAGUUGUCUUGAAAUUCUUGACUAGAAUUGCAGGGGCAGGGAGGCCAUGCUGGAAUCAGAGCCUAACAAGUUAGGUUUUUACAGAAAAACUCUUUCAGAGACUUGGGUGACCCUCACCAGCUGUCUCCCAAGGGUGUACUGUGGGCCGAGGAGACCGGUACGGGAAGGGGGAUGGAUGGUCAAGGUUCUAAGCCAGAAAUGGCAAAGUGCCCGCCACCACUGGAUUUUACAUGCUCUUGUAUUCAGGAAUUUUAGAGAAUUUAUACGGAAACCAGAAGAUGUCUUCAAAUACCCUUAGACUGGAUAGUGAUGGGUAAACAGAUGAUAAAUUGAAAUUUUGGUUUUUAAAAAAAUCACAUAGACGCUGGAAGUAAUGGUGACACACACCUUUGAUUCCCUGACUUGGGAGAUCUUGUCUCAAAACAAAAAUCAUUUAGAUGCAUUUUGUGUUCCUUAAAUAA